UUAAGGAAACGCCACGUGUCCUGAAAUGGCCAAAAGUUGAUCUUCCAAACAUUGUGUUGUGGCCAAAUGUCAUUCAAGCUCAUACUCUUUCUGGCGCUACUCGCUUCACUUCUUCCAUCGCCAUGUCCAACUCUCUCCUUCUUCUUCCUCCUUCUUCCUCUUCUUAUUCUCAACCCCAUUCACCUCUCACUCUCACUUUCUUUAAUUCACGGAGGAAGAGACGCCCUUGCAGAUAUUCCAGAGCGACAAUGUUCAAGGAGGUGGAAAUGCAGGCAAUGCUUUAACUUGUGUUGCUAGAUUGGGCCUCAAGCCAAGGAUCAUCUCCAAAGUAGCAGAUGAUAGUCAAGGCAGGAGCAUACUAGAUGAGUUACACGCUGAUGGUGUAGAUGCAUCCUUUAUUGUGGUGUCUAAGGAGGGAACUUCACCAUUUACAUAUAUUAUUGUGGACAACGAAACGAAGACCCGUACUUGCAUACAUACCCCAGGAUAUCCUCCAAUGAUACCACAGGAUCUUUCUGAAUCAAGUCUGUUAACUGCAUUGAAUGGAGCAAACAUUGUUUACUUUGAUGGGAGGUUAUAUGAAACUGCUCUUGUUGUUGCCCAAGAGGCAGUUAGGAAGAAUAUACCCAUCUUAAUUGAUGCAGAAAGGCCAAGGGAAGGGUUGGAUGAUCUCCUGAAAUUUGCUAAUUAUGUUGUAUGCUCAGCAAAGUUUCCACUAGCAUGGACAGGAGCAUCAACUAUUCCACAAGCACUUGUUUCUAUUCUCUUAAGAUUGCCCAACAUCAGAUUUGUGAUUGUGACCUUGGGAAAAGAUGGUUGCAUAAUGCUUGAGAGAAAUCUUGAUGUGGCCUCUUCCACAGAGGAAGUGGAUAUAGACAGCUUAGUGGAGUCACUGAAGAUGACAACAAAUGAGAGUGUAUUACACCCAACCUGUAUAUCAUCGUCAGUGGCAACACUGAAGGCAGAAGGGAUAGGAACAGUCAAUGGGAGGAUAUAUGUGGGAACAGCCGAGAGCAUUCCUCCUUUGGAGCUUAUUGACACCACUGGUGCCGGGGAUGCAUUUAUUGGAGCUGUGAUCUAUGCUAUCUGUGCCAACUUUUCGCCAGAGACAAUGCUUUCCUUUGCUGCUAAUGUGGCAGCUGCCAAGUGUCGAGAUUUAGGAGCACGCAGUGGUCUUCCAUAUCGUGCUGACCCACGCAUAGCUUCCUUCAUGCAGUAGAUUUUGUUCCAGUUACGCUUUUUUCCACAAUAAGAGAUUUCAUCAAUGUGUUAUUCAAUUGAAUUGUAUAUUAGCAGUCCAAAAAGGGAUAAUUGAAUUGUAUAUUAAGAGAAUUGACGUUGAAUAAUUAGCCUUGGCUUGACAAUGUUGCUUGCAAGAUCUUUAAUUUUUAGCAGUUUGAGUGAAAAUUCUCUGCCUCGUUGGUUGUUUUAAAGUCAUCAAUAAAUUUAGUGAAAAUUAAGCCA
Arachis ipaensis is the source of this 1464-nucleotide messenger RNA. The record is from RefSeq and is a predicted model, not a curated record. Lineage: Eukaryota; Viridiplantae; Streptophyta; Magnoliopsida; Fabales; Fabaceae.